CAGAUGACCUUGUCAGAAAACUGACCUCACAGCCUGUCACUCUCUACAAAGAGAGGAUCUGAGGGAACAGGACUAAACUGUAAGAGGACAGAAAAGCAAUCAACCAUCUGCUUGCAGCAAAUGAAUGUAGAUCCGUCAGAUGAUGAAGCUAGUGAGAAGACAAGUGAUGAGAGGAGAGCAAGGCAUCAGGAUUCAGAUUCCAAACCUGCUGUAACAAAGAAAAGAAAACAGCCUACAGAGUGUUUUCUAACUCAGCCUGAAGAAAAACAGGAGAGCAGUGUAAAAGCAAAGAAGAGAAAGAAGAAGAAGAUUUCUGAUAUUCUGGAAAAAUCCUCUCCAAAACCUGGUGUCCCUGAAGAUCUACAGAACCUGCUCAGUCAACAUUUUGCUGCAAAACGUUCAGUGAUUGAACUGGAGGAAUUAAAACUGUCAGAUUCCUGCUUUUUGCCACCCAAUGAUCUCACCCACAGUUUUUCUUCAUACCUGAAGGAAAUAUGUCCUAAAUGGGCAAAACUUCGUAAAAACCACAAGGAGACAAAGUCAGUGGUGAUGCUGGUUAUCUGCAGUUCUGCGCUUCGUUCCUUGGAACUCAUCAAGUCAAUGGCAGCAUUUAAAGGAGACUGCAGAGUUCUGAAAUUGUUUGCAAAGCACAUAAAGAUAAAAGAACAGAUGACUAUGUUGGAAAAAGGCAUCUUCCACAUUGGAGUGGGAACUCCUGGGAGAAUAAAAGCGCUAGUGGAGCAAGAUGGCCUGUGCCUGAGUGCCACGAAGUAUAUGAUUCUGGACUGGAACUGGAGAGAUCAGAAACUAAGGAGAAUGAUGGAUAUCCCUGAGAUAAAGAAAGAAACAAUUGACCUGCUGGAGAUGAGUAUUAUAAAGCUGUGCAGAGAGGGAUCUGUGAAGCUGGGACUCUUUUAAUGAUUUUAUCAACAAGAAAGUAGUCUGCAAUUGUAAUUUACUACUAUUCUGUCUGCAAUUGGCAAGUGAUCAGUGGGUGACUGAAUUAAGAAUUUUGGCUUUUGUUGCUUGUGUAAUAAAAGUUUUUCAUACUAAAACUACAGACAAAAUAUGUUUUAUUAUUAAAAGAAAGGAUACUCAUAAAAAGUUGCAAUGUGAUAUUGCAAUUAGAUGUACAUUGCAUUCACUUGUUAGAUUUACUAUUUUAUGUCACUUACAAGACAUUUAAGAUGAGUGAACAUAGGUCUGAAAGUCUUCCCAUUGCUCAAUUCCCUGAUACCUCCUCCUGCUGUCCCAAAGGAGACAUUCGCUUCUCUCAUGAGUGUUAAGCCAAUCUCUACUAGUUCUUGCUUUAAAGAGGGUCUUUAACAGUGUUUUGUGAAUUUAUAUUUUUCACCUGUCCUACACUUGGCCAAAUGCUAUUUUUUGGUAUUACAUGAUAAAUCAAAAGAUCUGUGCAUUAAA
This is a messenger RNA of Rhea pennata, 1422 nucleotides long. RefSeq names its product cms1 ribosomal small subunit homolog (gene CMSS1). The transcript is spliced from 10 exons. The coding region runs from base 121 to 918 and encodes 265 amino acids. Lineage: Eukaryota; Metazoa; Chordata; Aves; Rheiformes; Rheidae. Gene Ontology annotation, cellular component: 90S preribosome; nucleus. The record is from RefSeq and is a predicted model, not a curated record.